CAUGGGGAACAGUGGCAGCUAUAUAGCACAGUCUUUUCCUCCCAGCUCUAAAUUUAUGGUUCGAGAUAUCCCUGAUUUAUCCGGAUGGAUAAUCAUUGUAACAGGAGGAAACACGGGCAUUGGCUAUGAAAUCAUCAAGGCUGUUCUUCUAAAAAAUGCAAAGGUUUACAUGGCAACGCGGUCAAGUGAAAAGGCAGCUGUGGCUAUAGCCAGGCUCAAAGUAGAGACUGGAGGAAAGGAGGCAAUAUUCCUGGAGCUUGAUUUAGCCAGUCUGUCAUCCAUUAGAAAUGCCGCCAAUGACUUCAAACAGAAAGAGUCAGCAUUACAUGUGCUCUUCAAUAAUGGAGGUGUAAUGAACACCCCAAUUCAGUUUUUAACAACUGAUGGUUAUGACCUUCAGUUUGGGACAAAUGUCAUCGGACACUAUGUUCUCUUCAAAGAGCUUCUUACACCUCUUCUUGCAGGUGCACAAAGUUCCCAGGACAAGAAAGCACGAAUUGUGAACAUGUCUUCUUCAGCCCAAAUGUUCAUCGAUACAAUACAUUUUGACACAAUCAAGGAUACACCAAAGCGAAGAAAGCUAGGAUCUGCGAAACUUUAUAUGCAGAGUAAACUGGCAAACAUUGUCCUUUCAAACGAGAUAGGGCGCCGUUAUAGCUCUGAAGGCCUAGUCUCUAUAAGUCUCAAUCCUGGAAACAUAAGAACGGAUCUACAAAGACAUACACCCUCAGCAUUCAUGUUACUUUUUGGUUGGCUUUUCUCACCAGCAUCAUUGGGUGCUUUAACUCCCUUGUAUGCUGGAGUAUCAAGUGCUUCAGGUGACCUCAAUGGCAAAUAUCUGAUUCCACGGGCACGUAUUGGAAAAAUGCGCCCCGAAGCCAGUGAUCUCAGUGUUGGGGAGAAAUUGUGGAAAUGGCUAGAGGAUGAGACCAAGAGCUAGUACAAUAUUUAGUAUCAACACACUUGUCAACAUCACACAAGGUAU
Lentinula edodes (shiitake mushroom) is the source of this 985-nucleotide messenger RNA. Its product is annotated as NAD-P-binding protein. The annotation marks the transcript as partial. Lineage: Eukaryota; Fungi; Basidiomycota; Agaricomycetes; Agaricales; Omphalotaceae. The record is from RefSeq and is a predicted model, not a curated record. The transcript is spliced from 8 exons.